This is a messenger RNA of Topomyia yanbarensis, 3270 nucleotides long. RefSeq lists its product as uncharacterized. Lineage: Eukaryota; Metazoa; Arthropoda; Insecta; Diptera; Culicidae. The transcript has 3 exons. Gene Ontology annotation, molecular function: nucleic acid binding; zinc ion binding; aspartic-type endopeptidase activity. The record is from RefSeq and is a predicted model, not a curated record. Gene Ontology annotation, biological process: proteolysis. The coding region runs from base 1 to 3270 and encodes 1089 amino acids.
AUGGAUGAGAUAAACCGUAACUUACUACCCGUAUUCAACCACAGUGUUGAUGCACAAGACUUGCGUCGCGAAUGGGAGGAAUGGCACAGAGCAUUCGAGUUAAUGUUGGAGCUCAAAAAUGUGGAGUCCCAGCACCGUAAAUUGGUAAUGUUGCUAACGUGUGGAGGCAGAGAUCUUCAGCGUAUUUUCUACAAUCUUCGACCAACACCAGAUGAAAUUUAUCCAGAGGCAGUGAAAGUCCCGCUGGCUCCGAUUGAAGUGCCGGAAUACGAUAACGCAGUUAAAAGGUUGAGCAAGUUCUUCAUCGGAAAGCGGAACGAACGUGUGGAACUCGAGUUGUUUCGUUCGCUAAAGCAAGAUUGUGAUGAGUCAUUUAAUCAAUUCAUCUUGCGAUUGCGCGCUCAAGCCGCGCGAUGUGAAUUCCUGGAGCGAGAGGAGAAAGAACUAUUGCAGCAGGUCACAAUGGGAGCCCGCGACGAGCGAGUGCGAGACAAGGGGCUCGAAGACGUAAUGGGUCUUGACGAUCUCAUUAAUUACGCUAUCAACAGAGAAGUUCUACUCAAGCAAAAAGCUAAAAAUAAGCCAUUUAACGAAUCGUCGUCAUCCAUUGUUGGAGCACUAAGAGAGAAGAAACCUUCACCUACUUCGUACGGGAAACAAGCACCCAAUAGAAUCGGCGUAAGGCGUCAACACGAGACGUAUCACCGCAGUGUCGAAUGCAACAGAUGCGGAUCACGACGACAUAGGAGUGAGGCAGAUUGCUAUGCCCGAAAAGCUCGGUGCAACACAUGCGGAAAAAUUGGACAUUUUUCAAGAAAAUGUAAGAGCGGUAGCAACAUUCAAAUACGCAAUGCACGAUACAGUCGCAAUCGUACACCGAUGGAAACGAACACACUUCAAAAUUCGCCCACAUGGAAGGAAGAAUUACCAAAUCGACCUAAGUUAGAUGAUAUUGCCGAGGUUAAAGUACAUGUUCCGAAUGAUGGUACGAUCACUUGCAAGAUCGACACGCUCCCUGUAGUAUUUUUGAUCGACUCCGGUGCAGCCAUCAAUACAGUGACAGAAAGCAUUUGGAAUGAGCUUAUAGACAGUAAAGCUAUUAUUCAUAAGAAAAAAUUCCAAUGCGACCGACAGUUUACGGCAUAUGCUAGUAAUAGACCACUACGUGUCAUGGCGCUGUUUGAAGGAUGGAUUUCAGUGAGUGACGAUAAACCAAAAAAUUAUGCUGAAUUCUUCGUGAUAGAAGGAGCCAGUAAGUCCUUACUAAGCAAAGCGACAGCUGAGGAACUGAAGGUAUUGAAAGUAGGCCUCGAAGUUCAGAAUGUUGAAGUUAGUCAGCCUUUUCCGAAGUUUCCAAACAUGCAGGUCAAAUUAUCAAUUGACAAGACGAUCACUCCAAGAAAGCUUGCGUAUUUGAGAGUUCCCGAGCCUAUGAAAGAAAAGGUAGACAAAAAAAUUGUUGAAAUGCUGAGUAAUGACAUUAUUGAACGGGCUGUUGGUCCUCCGGAUUGGAUCUCCCCUAUGGUCGUCGUUCCAAAGGGUAGAGACGACAUACGCCUGUGCAUCAAUAUGAAAUUCCCUAAUGAAGCAAUUCAGCGGGAGCAUUAUCCGUUACCAGUCAUCGAAACUUUUCUGAACAAGUUGAGAGGGGCAACCUGGUUUUCUAAAUUAGACAUAACCUCUGCCUUUCAUCACAUAGAAUUGCAUCCUGAUUCACGAGGCAUUACCACAUUUAUGACUGACAGAGGGCUUAUGCGCUUCAAAAGGUUGAUGUUCGGGAUAAAUUGUGCCCCGGAGAUUUUCCAGAGAAUAAUGACGGAAAUGCUAGCAGGUAUAGAUGGUGUCAUUGUGUACCUAGAUGACAUUGUUGUAGCAGGCCAAACACGAGAGGAUCAUGAUUUGCGAUUGAAGCAGGUGCUGAGUGUGUUAAAAGAAAAUAAUGCAAAAUUAAACACCAGCAAAUGCCUGAUUGGAGUGAAUGAAUUGGAAAUUUUGGGGUUCAAAGUAAGCGCUACGGGAAUAAGCCCAUCGGACGAUAAAGUGUUGGCCAUCAGAAAUUUCCGAAAGCCAGAAACUAAAGAACAAGUGAGGAGUUUCUUAGGUCUAGUUAAUUUUGUUGGUCACUUUAUUCCUAUGUUGUCAACGAGAACUGAACCACUUCGUCAAUUCAUUCGAGGUGAUGUGGCGACAUUCGGAAAAGAACAGAAGGAUGCGUUUGAUGAUCUACGAGAAGAGCUAUCUAAAAAUGUCAGGAAGCUAGGAUUCUUCGAUCCGAAAGAUACUACACAACUCUUUGUAGAUGCUUCACCGGUCGGCUUGGGCGCGGUUCUAGUUCAGAGAGAUACUUCAGAGAUCCCGAGAAUAGUGAGUUUCGCUUCAAAGGGUUUAACAGCAUCGGAAAGAGUAUACCCACAAACGCAACGAGAGGCGCUGGCCGUUGUCUGGGCAGUAGAACGGUUCUACUUGUACCUUUUUGGCAUCAAGUUUACCAUCUUCACGGACCAUAAAACAUUGGAAUAUAUAUACGGCGGGAACCAUCGGGAAAGCAAACGUGCCUGUACGCGAGCUGAAGGUUGGGCUCUUCGUCUUCAACCUUACGACUUCGAGAUUAAGCAUAUUCCGGGUUCAACCAACAUCUCCGAUAUCCUGUCUCGAUUGUGCUGCCAAGAAGAUAAGCCUUUUGAUGACAACGCUGAACACUAUCUCUGCGCUAUCGGAGAAGGACCAGUGGCCAUAACUCUUGACGAAAUUCGGCAAGCGACAAAACAGGACGAGAUUCUGGAGGCCGUUUCGCAAUCACUCGAGACUGAUGAAUGGCAGACUCAGUUGAUUCAUUAUCAGGCAUUUAAAAAAGAACUGGGAAACGUAGGUGGCAUAAUCGUUCGAGACGAUCGAAUAGUACUCCCUACAAUACUGAGACAUAGGGCUCUAGACAUCGCUCACCGUGGACACCCCGGAGUAGUCACCAUGCGGAGAUACCUCAGGGAGAAGGUUUGGUGGCCAUACAUGGACCGAGAUAUUGUUGAGAAAAUCCAAGAAUGUGCUGGUUGUGCAUCGGUAAGCUCUCAAGGACCUCCAGAGCCAAUGCAUCGAAAGGAGAUGCCGGAAAGAGCAUGGCAAGACAUCGCAAUUGAUUUCUUUUCGGCAAAAGAAUGCGCUACCUUUCUUGUCGUGGUUGACUACUUUAGUCGAUUUAUUAAGGUAAUAGAAAUGAAAACCACAACCGCGGCCAAAACAAUAGAGGCCUUGGAGAAACGAAGAGUUCUCUAA